Molecule: messenger RNA, 977 nt
Organism: Sphaeroforma arctica JP610
Lineage: Eukaryota; Ichthyosporea; Ichthyophonida
Exons: 1
Coding region: 66-977 (303 amino acids)
Source: RefSeq, a predicted model, not a curated record
UGCUUUCAUACUCGAAUAUUCAAUUUAAAUCCAGAGGUAUUCUAUAAGCUAGGCAUACUCAAAACAUGCAGUUCCCUUGCAAUCUUAAAUUGGCGUACGUCGCCACUUUGUGCGCCCUUCUAAAUGUAGCUGUAGCUCGCACCACCGGACAGGGUUUGCAUAUUAUCGCAAGGUUCCGUGCGCCAAAAUGUAGUUCUGGAAGCUGUGACGGUGGAUUGUGGGAUGAAAUCGAUGGCUAUGUCAAGCAGGCGAAACAAGGAAAGGUACCGAUCAUGAUAAACAUUAAUCACGAGUGGAAAAUUGCCAACAACUGGUCAACUGACAGCAAGAAAUACGUGUCAGAUAUGGUAAAAUCCUAUGUCAAGGAUGGUGCGAUAGUGACUGCGUAUGUCUCUACCGACUAUGGAGUGGAAUCUGAAUCCGAUGUCAAAGGAAACGUUGAGAAGUGGCUCACAUCUGACUUUGGUUAUGAUUAUCCGUGCCCUAUUACUGGUAUUUUCUUUGACGAAGCACCUGCCGAUCCCAGAGAGUCAUUGUAUAAAAAAUACGAGGGAUAUACCAACUACGCGCGCAGUAUAAUGUCGGACGCGUUCAUCUUCUACAAUGCCGGGGGAACGUGGAGUUCAUCUUCACCGUACCAAAAAAUUACCAGUGCGUACUGCGUGCGUGAGAAACCUCGUGAUGCCUUCAUGAAUGAUUGGCCUAGUCAAGCGGCCCGAUGGAUAAAAGACAAUGACAUGGAAGGCUACACAGAUUCGGAUAGUGGAACACAAAUGGGUCAGACAGGGAUUAUAAUCUAUGAUGCAACAGAGAGUUAUAACUCGUGGGAAGGAGUGUUCAAAAUUGGGCAAGACAACAAUGUCAAAUGGGUUAGUACGACUACGGACUACGAGCGCUUGCCGGAUUACCACGUACACAUAAUCGACUAUCUCUGCGAGCAUACCUACGGUGACGCCUGCAAGUUGACAAACGAGUGA